Scatophagus argus is the source of this 6680-nucleotide messenger RNA. RefSeq lists its product as uncharacterized. Lineage: Eukaryota; Metazoa; Chordata; Actinopteri; Scatophagidae. The transcript is spliced from 3 exons. Bases 1221 to 5414 code for a protein of 1397 amino acids. Gene Ontology annotation, biological process: regulation of transcription by RNA polymerase II. The record is from RefSeq and is a predicted model, not a curated record. Gene Ontology annotation, molecular function: RNA polymerase II cis-regulatory region sequence-specific DNA binding; DNA-binding transcription factor activity, RNA polymerase II-specific.
ACUCGCACAUACAAACAGCCGCACGGGAGCCUUUAAUGACACGGUGUCAGUGGUAGCUUUUUUUUGUUGUUGUUUUGUUUUGUUUAAUGGUGUGCAAACACCGGGGCGCGCGCACGUGCACGCGCGUCCGCACGCCGUACACUGUCUUUAUUCAUUCAUGAGCGGCGUGCGGGACAGAAACCAUAUUUUGCAAACGGAGGGGCAGAGGUGGAUGUGAGCGGAGCAGCGGCGGCGGCGGUGUGGUCGCGGCCGGACAGACCAACCUGUGCCUGGCUCUACCCGGAACCAUUAUGCAGACAGGAAACUACCAUUUUAACGCUAGCAGCAUCGGAGGAGCCGUCGUCUACGGAGGGGGACACCGAAAACUGACAAGGGCGGAAAACAGCCAAGCGUGGAGAAAAGAAGGAAAAGCACGACGGAAACAAAACAAAGGCGCCGUUUGGGUGCAGGCGAGCGGUGAGCCGAUCGAGCAUUAGGACAGUGGCGUCAGACAAUGGACAUAUCGGACCAGGCCAGCGGAAAUAGUUUUUGUUAGCGAGUGAAAAGCAGCCCUCCUGGGCCGAUGGAGAGCCAGGCCUUUCACAGUGUUUUUCCAUGGAUGAAGAAAAAGGCCCCGCUGACAGGCAGUAGGGACCCCGCUCUCACGGCUCACUCCCCUCUCGAUGUUUUCACACUUUUACUCCAGUGUUUAUAAGCUUUUUUUGCACCCGGCCAUCGUAUGCUACAAGACUGUCCACCUGAGGUCACCGGCUCUCGGCGGAGAAACCGACCACUCCCCGCCUCACACACACAGCAGCCGGGAGCUCCAGACCUGCGGAUCAGCCGGCUGUCCAAAGAACUCCAUGGGACAGACGGGGCAGUGAAGCAAUAGUUCAUCCUCCACUGAAGUAACGGACACACUCCACUUCAUGGGACUUGCUGACCUUGUUUUAGAAAUCAGCAUAUGGUUAUGGAACACUUCAGAGAACACUACAGACUGUUUUUUUUUUUUUUUUAGUAUAAUUUAGAUUAUUGCCUAUUUAUGACCCCUUUUCUAAGAUCUCACAGAAGCACUUGAAGGCUUCGCAGAGUAAAAGAGUUAUUAGGAUUACAGUGGCUUGUUGGAAGCUUGGGGUAGAAGUCACACCAAGGACUACCUCUGAAAAUCACAUCUUAUCAGUGUGACAAGGGCUCACUGCUGUUUUCAGCAAUUAUUGUCAUUGCCACAGCUGGAUUGGGAGAUGUUCCAAUUCAGCAAGUACCCCAUGGACAUUUUAGAGAUGCUAAGUGGACACCAAGCCCACCAGUUCAAAGGCCUUGGACUAGAACGACAACUGAGCCACCAACAACAAGUCCAACUGCAGCAUCAGCAGCAGCUCCAGCAGCAGCACCAGCCCUCCGGCGACACCUCUGGAAGCCUCUUGUCCGGCCUCGGACUGGGAUCCCUCCAGAGUUCUCGGAGUAAUGCCUUUGCCGACUCCUCAUCGUUAUUCGCCAAAAUGAGUGCCCCUCCCCCACCCAUCUCCCACCAGAGCCAAUCGUCCUCUUCGUCUCACAGCUCCAGGAAGUCCAGUAAGAUGAGCAGCAGUAGCAGCAGCGGUAGCGGGAGCUCCUCGUCGGGCUACCCCCAGUUUCUGCGGCCUUUUCACCCGGCCGAGGCUGCGCUGGCUCAGGAGCAACUCCACACCGGGAUGGGACGUUUUGACUUUGGCGGGAGCAGCAGUGGAGGAAGUGCAGGGGUCAUCGGCGGGGUCGUCACACCUGCGCCUCCGCCUCCCCCGCUGCAUCCAGGUCUCUCUGUCCCCCAGCCUUCCCCUGGCCCCCCCUCUUCUUCACCCUCUCCCUCCACCUCUUCUUCAGCCUCCAACAAUCCCUCUGGCAGCACUGCAGUCCCCUUAGUCGGCCAGUCCGACCCCCGCAGCCUCCACCAGCAGUUCAGCUGCAUGCUCGCUGCCAACCAGUACUUCCUGUCUGGCGUCCCCACCAACAGCAGCCUGGAGCAGUUCCUUGUCCAGCAAGGCACUCACAACCACUUGGGCCUGGGUCUGGGCCAAGGAGCCGCUGAUUCAAACUCGGCCCUGGCCCCUCCCCCUGCCCUGCACUCCUCCCACAGCCACAGCCACACAGCUCCUCAGCCUCAGCAGCAGCAGCAACAGCUGACCCCUCAUGCCUUAUCUCAUCCACACAGCCACACUCACCACCCGCACCCUCUCCACCCGGCCCCCCAGCCUGCCCCACUGGGUGGCUUUGAUUUCCAAAGCAUUCCAGUCCUUUCCUCUAACCAAAUAGCAUCACUAAUGCAGCAAGAGGCCGGCCUUCCCCUCCCCCUCCCCCUGCACCUGUCCCUGUCUAAAGACGACACAGGAAAGACGGGAGACAGCACGUCUUCAUCAACUUCAAGUGGAGGAAGCAGGAGAAAGAAAGCAAUGGCGGGCUACCUGCCGCAGAGGAAAGCAGACAGUAGUGGCCACAGUCACAGCAGCCACAGCCACAGCAGCAGCAGUGUUAGUAACUGCCAUAACAGCAGCUCAAGUGGGCACAGUCAGAGCUCCUCAUCAGGCCUGGUGGGAGGAGGUUCUGGGAUAAGUGGCAUCGGAAGUGAGCCUCAACAUUCCUCUCUCCUCUCGUCGUCAUCGCAGCAGUCAUCCUCCACCGUCUCCUCCUCUUCGUCGGCCCCCCCUUCCUCUAAUUCCACCUCUGUCCUUGUAGCCAAUGGCAACCAACAGUUGUCCAAAUCUCAAGAAAGCCACAGUAAUAGUUCAACUGGCCAGCCCGAACCAGAGCCUCUUUACCACUGUGGUGAAUGUGGUAAAACCUUCACCCACCUCUCCAGCCUUCGAAGGCAUCUCCGCAGCCACGGCUUGACACCAGAAAGCCAAAGCAGGAAGUCGGACUGCAACUCCCCCAGCCCAGAGAGGAUAUUCUGCUGUGGUGAGUGUGGGAAGAGAUUUAAAAAGAGAGGGCACCUCAUUCAGCAUAGCGUGACACACUCAGAAAACCGGCCUUUUGUCUGCAACAUCUGCCAAAAGUCCUUCAACCGCCGAGAGUCGCUUACAAGACACGAGAAGAUUCAUGACGAGAAGCCUUUCCGCUGCCCAGCUUGCGGCCGUUGCUUCCGUGAGAGCACCUCCCUUCUCAAUCAUGCUGCUUCAGGUGCCUGUGGCAAACCUCCUCGGAGUUCAAAAAAUCGGACCAGCUCAGGAAGGAGCGGAUCAUCGAACGCGAGCAGCAGUAAAAUGGGAAGCAGUGGAGACAGGGUAGGAAUUUCAAAUGAUGGGGCAGCAAUGGCUAAUGACAAGUAUGCAACAGAUUAUUCCAGAAAUCGUUACCAGAACCAGUCGUCCUACAGCAGUGGGGUUGAUGACUACAGACGACCACAGUCCUCAUCUCUGUACACCUCAGAGAGCACGCUAGCCAGUGAAAUGACGAGCCAAACCCUCCGCAAGGCCCCUUUAGCUCCAACUCUACAUCCCCACCCUCAGAGCCAGCAACAUCACCACCACCACCAACCGCAGCAGCAGCAGCAGCAGCAACAGCCACAACAGCAACCACAACAACAACAACAACAACAACAACAACAACAACAGCCCCACCUCCCCCUUUCCUCCCUAUUGGAUGAUUCGGAGGAUGAGGUCACCAGCAGUGCGAUGUCGGCCAUCGCUGCUGCAGCCGCAGCCUCCUGUGAUAUAAACACAGAAAGCCGGGAAGGAGAGAGGAGGGAUAUCAUCGGAGGCCUGCUGGGGGGGCUGGGGUUUAACAUGGGCGGCCCUUCAUCCACAUCCGGUCUCAACGGUUCCACCAUGCCUUUGACCCACCCGAGCCACCUCCACACGAAGCCCAGGAGGCCGAGGAAGCCCAGAGAGAAAAGGGACCCGAGCACCAUAGUCCGGAGAAGGAGGAGCCCCGCUCCUCCAGGAGACGGGUCAGAAAGGCCGUACUGCUGUCAGCUUUGUGGCAAACGCUUCAGAAGGGCAGAGACCCUGCGGCGGCACAACCGCGUCCACACGGGGGAGAAGCCUCACGCCUGCGACGUCUGUGGCAAAAUGUUUCGGGAGCCUUUCCACCUCACCAAGCAUCUGACCGUGCACUCCGGUCAAAAGAACUACAAAUGCAAUCUGUGUGGGAAGAUGUUUGCCUAUGCACAGAGCCUAGUGAGACAUGGGAAGCUGCACAGGAGGGGGGAGAUAGACAACCAGGGGAGGAGGAUAAAGGGUGCUGCUGCUGCUGCCGCCAUCAGUCAGGUCACCAACUCGGGAAACUCUGAUUACUUCUCUUCCUGCUCCCAAGGAGAAAAGUCUCCGACGCAUGGCACCCCCUCCCAGAGGCUUUAUACCUGCACAGUGUGCUGGAAAUCUUUCCGCCACUAUUUCCACCUGACGGCACAUCAGCAGACUGUUCACGGUGGCGGAGUAGGCCUGGAAAAGUCCUUUCGAUGUGAAGUGUGCGGCAAAGCCUUUGCCUACUCCAACAGUUUAGUACGUCACAAGCUGUCGCAGCAUGGCAUCGACCGCAACGGCCAGCGUGUCAGCCAGUCCCAGCCCUCCGGGUACUCGCCGCUCUUCUAUGAUUCUGGAUCAGGGUCAAACUAUGCCGGGUCGUCUCACAUGCAUCACGGGACCACUGGGCAGCAACAGCAGCAGCAACAGCAACAACAGCAGCAGCAGCAGCAACAACAGCAACAGCAACAACAACAGCAACAGCUGCAACACCCUUUUCACUACCGCUCAAAAAACUUCCAAAAGCGACAUGGACUGACAAGAAAGCACCGAAAGAAAAAAAGGCGAGUGGUGAUCCACAGCAUCAUGAGAGACGGGAAGCUGGUGGGCGUUCCUCUGAGUAAAGACACCCGCAAGAAGCUGCUGAUUCUGAGGAAAAAGAGGGGCAAACUACAAGCACAGCUCAACAAGAAAAAGAUGCUGGCCCAGCUGAGGAUAAAGGGCGGAGUGAUGAGAGUCAAGUCGUGGUGCGGAGGUGCAGUCAGAGUCUCUGGGCUCACCUCGGUGGACGUCCCCAUCAAGCGAUUCCCCUGCCCUAUCUGUCCCAGCACCACAUACGCCAAGCAAGGUUCUCUGCUGGUCCACUACGCCAUCAGACACCCACCCAGAAACUCAGGCCGUCACGCCCGUCUGCGGUGCCAGGUGUGUGGAAGACGCACCAGCUCACUACGCAAAGCCUUGAAACACAGGGGCCAGCAUCUGAAACAGGCCGCGUUCCAGUGCCGCAAAUGUCGACACCGUUUCUGGAACCCCAGGCUCCUGGCCCGCCACAGGUUCUCCUGUCGGGGAACGACCGCUGGCAUUGUGGGCGGACACUGGGGACUGAUGAAGCAGUCACAUGACCAGUCAGAUAGUGACCAUUCGCCAGUCCAGCUAACGGUCAGUCCAGUUCUGGUCCAGCCUGAGAGAUCAACAGUUCUGACUGAGUACAGUCAGUAAAAAUAAUAAUAAAAAAAAAUAAAAAAUAAAAAAACAGUUUUCUAGACUAGAUUGUUUUUAUGUUUAUUUUUUUUAAAUAAUCCGAGAAGCAAGCGAGAGCUAGCAAGUUUUUAACAAAAAAAAGACGGGAGAAUGCGGAGGGUUUAGUGUAACUACUUUAAUACCCCCUGACGCCUCCCAGUCCCAACAGCCGAGGUGGUCGAUAAAUUAGUGUGGACUUCAGAAGGCCCGACAUCUGAACCAGCCUCCGUGUGUCCCCCUUCCCCUAAGGUGAAGGAGCCACGUGACAGUUAUAGUAGCACCUGUUUGACAAAUCCAUUAAUCCAGCGUCUUUUCCAUCACCGUUUUUCUUUUAAAUGUUCCCUUUCUAACAGCGUUUCUGCAUACAUUGGAUUGGACGCCUGUUGUAGAAGUGAGGUACCUUGUAGUACCGCUUUAUUUUUUCAGAUGGUUUUCACAUUAUUCACAGUUAAAAGUAUAGUCCGUGUCUCUUGUUCUCUAUGUGUUCAUUUGUUACCCUCGUGGAGAAUCUCUCACUUUUUGUUUUUUGUAACGAGAUGCGCAUCUGCCCUCAAGAUAAAUUAAUCUUACAAGUAAAUCUGUACCUGGCAGUCUAAGAGUUUUUUUCCUACAUCAGUAAAGGAUCCUAUGCGUCACAAAAGGGCCGUACCAGCUGUGGGCUAAGGUGACUAAAAAGGAAAAAAAAAACUUUAAAUAAAGGAGGACAAAACAAAAUGGUUGUGGUCAUGUUUUUAAAUGUACACUACUUUUGUCUUUGUUUAAGGAGGCGUGGACGGAGAGCGAGGACGACUCAAACUGUUAAUGUGUUCAGGAUUUGAAAAGGACAACAGAAAUAACCGGAGUGUACUGUACAAUUCGUAUUAUAUUUUAUUAUAUAUUGAUUAUUUGCUGUUUUUUACUCCAAGUAUCAUUUCUUUUAUUAUUGUUGGUAUUAUAUGGGUGGGAGGGAACGAGUUGGGGACUAUCUUUGUAAAACAGCGGGAUGAAUAUAUGUAUCAAUGUGAUAUUUCCCCCCCUCCCUGUGCCCCUUUGAACCCAAUCCCUCGAUGCCACAGUUAUGCCCAAUUUUUGUAACAAAAGCGUGUACACAUAGUUCAUUACUUAGGUUCUGUCCAGACGUGUUUUUUCUUUUUUUUCUGUAAAACUAAAACAUGUAAUAUUAUUACUAAAUUACUAUCCUUUUUCUUUGCCUAAAAGUGAGUUGUUGAAAACCCUCAAAUCAAAUAAAAAAAGUCUGAAACUUUA